ACCUUAUCUCUGCCGCUCAGGAACCAGUUGGCGAAAGAGAGCAACAUUAAUAUGCACAACUUUCCUUCGUUCAACAAGGUGGCCCUAGACCUAGAAGCAAAGAUAGGGCAUGGACAGGCACCCACUACGGAAGGGAGAAAGAAGACACUGCCUCCCAACUGGAAGACAAAGGGUCGCUUAAUGUUUGUCGACAAUGAUGGUUCAACCAUCGAGUUGGACGGCAACCUCCAGGAGGGAGUAGGUGCAGAGGCAGGUGGCGAUACUUCAGAGGGUGGAGUAGUCGCCGCCGUAACCCAACAAAAAGGUAAAGGGACCGAUAGACGCCCUAGGGGAUCCCRGUCGAAGAGUCAAACAGACCCCAAUGCUCCUCCAUGGGAGAAAGCGGGUCUAGCGGAGGACGUGUGGAGAGAUCGGUGGGCAUGGCAAGCUUGUAUCAAGUGUGGUCAAUAUGGUCAUAGCAUGUACAAGUGCCGCAAUAGGAAGAUCAACGGUGAAAAGUGCGAGUUUGGCCGCACCCGUAUCUUGUACUUGGGUCAUGAGAUCUCCGCGGAAGGGUUGAAACCCGAUGACGCGAAGGUGGCCAGCAUUCGUGAUUGGCCACGUCCUCAGUCUGUGACUGAGAUGAGAUCUUUCUUAGGAAUGACAGGCUACUAUAGGACUUUCGUUAAGAACUACAGCAUAGUGGCCGCUCCUUUGACUGAUCUGACCCGCCUUGACACCCCUUGGGAUUGGACAGAUAAGUGCAAGGCUGCUUUCAAACAUCUGAAGCAUGCAUUGACGCGCUAUGAAGUCUUGAAACUUCCUGAUCCUAACAAGCCAUUUAUAGUUACAACGGAUGCCAGCCAAUAUGGCAUUGGCGCCGUGCUUGCGCAGCAGGAGGGGCCAAAGUUGAGGCCAGUAGAGUACAUGUCCAAGAAAAUGCCGUCUCAGAAGUUGGCUAAGUCCACUUACGAGAAGGAACUCUAUGCGGUGUACAAGGCUCUCACCCAUUGRAGACACUACCUCCUUGGGCGGUUCUUCAUCCUCCGGAGUGAUCAUCAGACCCUGAGAUGGAUGAGAACACAGCCGGUACUCUCUGACGCUCUCAAGCGUUGGAUCGAAGUCAUUGAGCAAUAUGACUUUGACCCUCAGUAUCUCAAAGGGGAGUACAACAAGGUCGUUGAUGCCUUGUCGCGCAGACCGGACUUCUCAGGUGCGCUGAUUACUGAGUUCGAUCUGACAGACAAUGUUAUUCAGUCUUUGGUGGAAGCCUAUCGUCAGGACCAGUUUAUGUCUGAGAUCAUACGCAGACUUGAGGCGAAGGAUAAGAAGACCUCCGCCGAGUUUGAGUUGGUCAAUGGAUUGCUGUUCCUAGAGAAGGCAGGGAAUAAACGCUUGUGCGUUCCAAAUAGCGAGUCUUUGCGUAGUUUGUUUUUAGGCGAGUGUCAUGAUGCCACCGACCAUUUUGGGUACAAGAAGACCGCAGCCAACUUGCUGCAGCGGUUCUCGUGGCCCACGAUGAUGAAAGAUGCACAACUGUACGUGGAAACUUGUCAAGUAUGCCAGAGAGACAAGCCCCGUACUCAGGCUCCUCUUGGGCUGCUCAAGCCCCUUCCGAUUCCGGAAAGGCCGGGUGAAAACCAUGGACUUCAUGGAUACGCUGGUCACCAGCAAGAAUGGGAUGAGACAGAUCUUUGUCAUUGUGGAUAGGUUUAGUAAGUUUGCUAGAUUAAUAGCUAUGCCAGAAACAGCAAAGACCGAAUAUGUGAUCAGGCUAUUUAAAGAAAACU
Chara braunii is the source of this 1769-nucleotide messenger RNA. Lineage: Eukaryota; Viridiplantae; Streptophyta; Charophyceae; Charales; Characeae. The record is from the annotation of a GenBank genome assembly.